This is a messenger RNA of Theobroma umbraticum, 1228 nucleotides long. RefSeq names its product nuclear transport factor 2-like. Gene Ontology annotation, cellular component: ribonucleoprotein complex; cytosol. The record is from RefSeq and is a predicted model, not a curated record. Gene Ontology annotation, molecular function: mRNA binding. NCBI's taxonomy places the organism in Eukaryota, Viridiplantae, Streptophyta, Magnoliopsida, Malvales, Malvaceae.
UUCCCCUACUUUCCUUCUGUUUUCUUUACCCUUGUCUACCCCUGGUUCUGUAUUCUCUCGAUAUGGCUGCUGCAAAGGCAUGUCCGGUACCAUCGUUCACGGCUCAGGAAGUGGCUGAUUCCUUCGUGCGCCAGUACUAUACCCUGCUUUGUAUUUCUCCAGGAGAGCUUCACAGAUUUUAUCAGGGUUCAAGGACAAGCACGGUGAGUCGGCCGGCGGGACCUGAUGGUGCCAUGAUCAGCUUCACGACCAUGGAAGAAAUCAAGAAACAUGUUCAAUCCUCUUUGGAUUGCAAGGGAUAUGAUAUUCAUUCUUGCGAUGCACAGUUUAUUGCUGAUGGGGGAGUGUUUGUUUUGGUCAUCGGUCGAUUCACUGCACAGAAUGACAAGACCAGGAAGUUCAAUCAAUCCUUCCUCCUUGCUCCAAUGGAAGAUGUCAAUCAUCAUCGUUUCUUCGUAUUGAAUGAUGUUUUCAGGUUUCUUGAGGACCAAGAGACCAUAGCCAUGCAUCUCCGAGAUGCCUCAGCUGCUGUUUCAACCAACGAUGUCCCCAACAACGCUGUGCCGAAGAAGAGUUUCCUUGCCAUGGUGCAUGCACUGAGUGAAAACCCUGCUUCCUUCAAGGCACCGCCGGUGAAAACAUCUAUCCGCACACUGCCUCGCGAGUCGAAUCUGAACGGAAAAAGUUGCUUGGAAGGCAAGAAAAACACCAGGAACGUGGACAAUGUCGGGGAAACAUCUAUAUUUGUUGGGAACUUGGCCAUGGAUUCAAAACCUGAAGAUCUCUAUGAAGCUUUCAAGAGGUUUGGGGCCAUUAAAGGUAAUGGGGUUCAAAUCAGAACUGAUCAGCAUAACAGACGGUUUGCUUUCAUCCAAUUCGAGUCUUCAAGUUCUGCACAAAGUGCUGUCGAAGCUUCUUCUAUCAGGAUUGGCAACCGGACACUUAAAAUCAAAGAGAAGAAACGCAACAAUGACCCUGGAAAUCGCAAGACUUAUCAAGGUUUCAGCAAUGGCAAUGGCAAUGGCCAGGACAAUUCCAGGGGCGCUGGGAAUUUCACUAAGGGCAAUGGACCUGCUAAUCAUUAGAAACAUUGAAAUUUAUGUUAUCUUGUUUUUAGAUUAAAAAUCAUGGUAAACAAAUUCAAAGUUUAGGACUUUCUUUAAUGUAAUUUUAGAAGUUGCGAAUGAUACCAUGAAAAACUUUAUUUUCCUUAUAUAUUAAUAUUAAA